This is a messenger RNA of Manacus vitellinus (golden-collared manakin), 408 nucleotides long. RefSeq names its product C-X-C motif chemokine 2-like. The transcript is spliced from 4 exons. The record is from RefSeq and is a predicted model, not a curated record. The coding region runs from base 1 to 408 and encodes 135 amino acids. NCBI's taxonomy places the organism in Eukaryota, Metazoa, Chordata, Aves, Passeriformes, Pipridae. Gene Ontology annotation, molecular function: chemokine activity; CXCR chemokine receptor binding. Gene Ontology annotation, cellular component: extracellular region. Gene Ontology annotation, biological process: neutrophil chemotaxis; antimicrobial humoral immune response mediated by antimicrobial peptide; chemokine-mediated signaling pathway.
AUGAGGCUGCUCCUGGCAGCGCUGGCCCUGCUCCUGCUCCUGAGCAACUUGGUGCCUGGGGACAGUCUGUCGCUGGAGAGCCUGCUGACCAACAUGAGGUGCAAGUGCAUCAAAUCGACCGCCCAGGUUAUCAACUUGGGACUGAUUCUCACCAUCGACGUCACGCCGCCUGGUCUGCACUGCCGGAGGAAGGAGAUCAUCCUCACCCUGAAGAAAAACAAGAGGGUGUGCGUGGCCCCCGAGGCGCCCUGGAUCCAGCUGCUCGUCCACAGGCUGACGCAGAGGAAUGCCGCCAGGAGGGCAGCGGCGGCGCGGCCGCGGCGGGGAGGCUCAGCAGGGGCGCCGUGCCCUUCCUCUCACGGCUCCCGCGCUCCAGCCCCGCCGCCGUCCCCGUCGUGCCAGCCCUGA